AUGGGCUCUACUGGCUGGCCUGAAGCAGCAACACGAGCCAUGUUGAUUCUUAGUUGGAAUUUUCAGGGGAUGGAGCGACCCCUAACAGUCCAGAUCCUUAAAGGGUUGAUCUCAACUCAUUGCCCCACAGUGGUUUUUCUCAUGGAAACUAAAAAUAAAGCUGCAAGAGGAGUGGUGUCUCCCCCUGACAGAGUGUGCAGUUGGGCUGUUGCUUUGGUGUAUGCUCCUCCUCAAAGAGGAAAUCACAGGGGAAUUUGGGGCCAGUUUAAGAGGAUGGUUUCAGGGAUUAAAUACCCUCUUUUAUGUAUUGGAGAUUUUAACGAGAUAAGGGCCAGUGGGGAAAAGCAAGGAGGAGUGGAAUGUUGCAUGAGUCAACUUCAGUUUUUUGUAGAGUUAUUAUCGGACUAUGCUCUCAUGGAUUUGGAAUUUAAUGGCGCCUUGUAUACGUGGUCUAAUAAUCAAUUGGGUGAGGAUAAUAUUCGCGAGAGACUAGAUAGAGCGGUGGCUACAGUCGAUUGGAGAGCUCUCUACUCUUGCGCCUAA
Molecule: messenger RNA, 543 nt
Organism: Camellia sinensis
Lineage: Eukaryota; Viridiplantae; Streptophyta; Magnoliopsida; Ericales; Theaceae
Source: RefSeq, a predicted model, not a curated record